Molecule: messenger RNA, 1592 nt
Organism: Spodoptera frugiperda (fall armyworm)
Lineage: Eukaryota; Metazoa; Arthropoda; Insecta; Lepidoptera; Noctuidae
Product: lactosylceramide 4-alpha-galactosyltransferase
Exons: 3
Coding region: 491-1471 (326 amino acids)
Biological process (GO): glycosphingolipid biosynthetic process
Molecular function (GO): hexosyltransferase activity
Source: RefSeq, a predicted model, not a curated record
UGUUCAGCAGUGGACGUCAUCCGACAAAUGACGUCGAUGACGCAUUGUAUCGAAAAUUCUAAAGCAAGCAUGCAUCCCCGUUUCGUUUGUUUAUCAAAGCAUUAAAAACAAAACACGACAUUUAGAAAAUGGCUAGAAAAUAGUAAAUAUUUUGUUUGAAAACAUUCUCGUUUCCCUUUUGUAGAAGCAACAUGUGUUUCUGUUUAGUUAGUACUGAAAUUUCGUGGCUAAAGCUAUUCUAGUGUAGUAUUCGGUAAAGAAAUUCACAAAUUCGCGUGUGCCAUAAUAUAGGGUAGUAGAGUAACAAUGUGUGACCUAACAAAUUCGCGUGUGCCAUUAUAAAGAGUAGCGGAGUAGUGAUGUUAGUUAGGUUUCUAGGCCUUACAUAGUAGCUAAUUCGGUAUCGUGAUCGCAAGAAAUUAAUCCAAUUACGGCUGUGUAGUUCUUCGCCGUCUCUCCGAUAAAAAAUCUAAUACCAAUUUCUUAAAACAUGAUAAAAACGAUCAAAACAAGACGAAGCUUGAUCCAAGCGUGUUGCACUAUGUGUUUAUUUAUUUUUCUAAAAGAACUGUACAGUUUACAACAAGUCGACUUAAGUACCGAUAAUCCUGACGACAAAGAAUUAAAGUUCCCAUUUAUAGAAGACGUGAAAUUCUCUCCAAAACCGAAUUCUAUUUACUUCCACGUUACUUCACUUCAAGGAUAUUUAAGACCUUCGGAAGCCUGUGCAGUUGAAGCGGCAGCCAGGGCUCAUCCAGCACGAGAAGUAUAUGUCCUAUUCACUUCACCAAUCGUUGACUAUCUAAAGCGCAACAUGAGGAUUACAUCAAGAAAACUCCGAAAAUUUCGGAAUAUCAAAUUGCUACGAAUUCAUUUAGCGGAAUAUUGUAAUGCGACUAUUGUGGAGUCUUUGUUACUGAAUGAUUUGAAGUACAGCAGCUACCCUGAGCGGCAUACAGCUGAUAUCCUGAAGAUAUUGACUCUUAACAAGUGGGGUGGUAUGGCCGUAGAUACGAAUAUGAUAAUACUGAAACCCUUUACCCGCUUACCACCAAACUGGAUUCUUAAAGAAAACGAAAUAUACGUCGCUCCAGGGAUCAUGCAGUUUUCCAGAAACGAAUUUGGCUUAAACGUUACUAGUGGAAUAUUGAAGGAAAUGUCAGAGACCUACAAACCAGAUAAUGUUGACAUCACCGGCAGGAUUGCUCUAGAGAAGGUGGUUCAGCGCAUUUGUCCCGUCAUGAUGCGAUGGGACAGCUGUAAAGAUAUCAUUAUCUACCCUGCGGACGAGUUCUAUUCAAUAGAUAAUGUGUUAUGGACGUCUUCCCAUAAGGUGUCGUUAUCACAAGUCUCUUUCUCGUUUCAUUUAGACACCCUCACAAAUUCAGUUGAUCCGUUGACUACAGCAGAUAUAUUAGAUAUAUAUUGCCCUUCAAUAUAUAUGGAAUACCAAGAAAACUUACUUAAUUGAGCGAACGAUUACACCCACGGAAUACAGUUUUUUCUAUUCCAUGAUUACCCUAUAGUGCAGAAUACUGCGGCUUUCUGAUCAAGCCGAUCUAAACUGGAUAAAAGUUGAGACUACAAUAAAA